UGCACUGGGUGACUAUAGCAUUAUGUUCCCCCAUUUCUGGUGACUCAGGAUUAAAUAUUGGAGAAAAGUGGAAUAUUGGAACAUAUUAUUAAGAUAUCAUCUGAUCAACUUUCUAAAGUGAUAGAAACUCAAGAAGAAGAGGAGAGGGAGGAGCUGGAACCAGAAGAUGCCACGCUGGUCGAUACAUGUACCAUGAAGAGCAGAGGAGAUCUACACUAAAGCCAGACAGGAGAAAAUAGUUCACCUGGACACAUUUCACAGGUCACAUUGAGCCCAUGCGGUGGUCCUGUCUAGCCCUGCUGCUCUUGUCCUGCAGCCAGAUGUUUGCCCAACGCCCAGGUGACAUCUGCCCACAAAACACCAAUAACGAACAGGAUGUAGCACCCAACUCUGUACCAACUGUGGAUCCUAAACUCAUCAAUAAGAGAAGGUAUCGCUCACUCCGUGUUCUUUUCAGUGAGCAACCACCUGAUUCAGAACCCGCUGGGCAGCAAGAGACAAGGAGCAGGACGAAGAGGAAAGUGGGACAACCUCAACACCGUGGAGUUUACUCCGUUUGCGAGAGCGUUAGCCUUUGGGUUGGCAAUAAGACCAAAGCUACGGACAUCUCAGGCAAUGAGGUUACAGUCUUGCCAGAUGUAAACAUCAACAACGUUAAUAAAAAGCAGUACUUUUUUGAGACAACGUGCAGCAGUGGCCGGGCUGGUGGAUCGGGGUGUUUGGGAAUCGAUGCGCGGCAUUGGAACUCAUAUUGUACCAAUUCACACACGUUCGUGCGGGCAUUGACUUCAUUUAAGAACCUAGUGGCUUGGCGAUUAAUUCGGAUAAAUGUAGCCUGUGUGUGUGUGCUCAGCCGAAAAUCAUGGAGACAAUGACAAAACUAUAGUCUUCUUUAGUCUAAAACUAUGCCAAUAUCGGCCUUAUAAUAUUACACUUGAUCAUCCAAAAUAAUUUGUGUGAUACCGAACUGACAACUCAUCAACACACUAUUAUUGACAACUCAUGACAUAAAACAGACCAUCUAAGGAGGAAAUACUGUAUAUGAUGUGCUUUUUCUCAUUGAAAACUACAAUGGACUUGGCAAAUGUUUCUCUUUUCUUUAUGACUUUUCUGUUUUGGAAUACUUGUUAUACUCUGCAGCAAUAUGAGAACUUAUGGUGGUUUCUUGAUUGGACCACAGGUGUAUACAUUGUUGUUUGUUGUCAAUGUU
This is a messenger RNA of Myxocyprinus asiaticus (Chinese sucker), 1210 nucleotides long. RefSeq names its product nerve growth factor-like. Gene Ontology annotation, molecular function: nerve growth factor receptor binding; growth factor activity. The record is from RefSeq and is a predicted model, not a curated record. Gene Ontology annotation, biological process: negative regulation of neuron apoptotic process; regulation of neuron differentiation; positive regulation of collateral sprouting. The coding region runs from base 276 to 875 and encodes 199 amino acids. Lineage: Eukaryota; Metazoa; Chordata; Actinopteri; Cypriniformes; Catostomidae. The transcript is spliced from 3 exons.